AUGAGUUACUACUUCGCCAUCGUCGGCACCCAGGACAACCCCCUGUUUGAGCAUGAGUUUGGCACCUCGAAGCAGGGCGGCGACGGACAGUCGCGCUUCAGCGACCAGGUCCGACACCUGAACCAGUUCAUCCUGCACUCGAGCCUGGAUAUUGCCGAGGAGGUGCAGUGGUCGCAUGGACAGAUGUAUCUCAAGUGCAUCGACAAGUUCUUCAACAACUACAUCUCAUGCUUCGUCACCGCCGGCAACGUCAAAUUUCUCCUCCUCCACCAGCCCAUCGUCCCGACAUCCGGCUCCUCGUCGCGGUCGUCAACCGCCAUUGGCGCAAAUCCCACCAGCCCGGCCACCGAGGAGGCCAUCAAGAUGUUCUUCACCGAAGUAUACGAGAACUGGGUCAAGGCCAUAAUGAGCCCCUUCUACCGCGCCAACAUGGAGGUGCGCAGUCCCAUCUUCAGGACAAGAGUGGCGGCGGCGGGCAGGAAGUACCUGUGA
Molecule: messenger RNA, 492 nt
Organism: Fusarium keratoplasticum
Lineage: Eukaryota; Fungi; Ascomycota; Sordariomycetes; Hypocreales; Nectriaceae
Exons: 2
Coding region: 1-492 (163 amino acids)
Biological process (GO): endoplasmic reticulum to Golgi vesicle-mediated transport
Cellular component (GO): nucleus; TRAPP complex; cytoplasm
Source: RefSeq, a predicted model, not a curated record